AUGGCGCCACCUCUAGUUACCGUCGAUGCAUCCGAGCCUCUGGACAAGAUCAACGAUAUCAUCGCGAGAGAUGGAGGUGUCAUCGUUUCCAAUUUCCUCAGCCCAGAACUCUUGACGGAGUUGAUGACUGCUAUUGAGCCCUUCUUCCUGGAUCGCAAGAUAUACAACUCCAAAGCAACCCACGGCGAGCUUGGUCCGGACUUUUUCCCGUAUGGAUCCCAGCGCGUCUAUGCUCUGCUGGCCAAGAUCCCAGAUCAGAUAGUCAAGAUCAUACGUCUACCAGUUUGGCAAGGCGUCAUGGCGCAUUUCCUAAACGACGAAUUUGCCUCGUAUACAGGAGAAACACUCGUCUCCCAGAAGAGCGGAUACAUGCUCGCAACCAGCGCAGCCCUGCGACUAGUUCCCGGGGCCAAACCACAGCCAUUACACAGGGACCAACUCGCCUAUCACACUCGACCUGACCCCGCUAACCCCCUCUUCACACCCAUGCUCGGCUGUUUGAUUGCGGGAUCCAAGUCCACGUACAAGAAUGGGGCUACUGCCGUUAUUCCCGGAAGUCAUCUGUGGGGGUCAGAUCGAAUGCCCAACGUUGAGGAGUGCACGUAUGCGGAGAUGGAAGCUGGAUCAGCGCUGUUUACACUUGGCUCUACUUACCACGGCGCUGGCGGAAACCAAUGCGAAACGACCGACCCCAACGCUCUCCGAACCCUCUUUGCCGUUUUCGGACAUAUGCUUCCCAGCCAGCGGGAUUACUUUCGUCGAAACCAGGAUGAGACCGCCUCGACGCCCAUGGAUAUCGUCCGGACAUUCUCUCCAGAUAUUCUCAGGCUAGCUGGCUACGAAAAGGCCGUGGGCGGGGUCGGCUACGUUGAGGACCACCAAAGCCCUAGCGAGUUCCUCCAUCGUGAUGACUGUGGUAUUGGUAAGUUCGGGGCUGCUCAGCUCAGCUCCGGGACCACCAAGUGGACGGUUAGUUAG
Messenger RNA from Aspergillus ochraceoroseus IBT 24754, 978 nucleotides. Its product is annotated as phytanoyl-CoA dioxygenase family protein. Bases 1 to 978 code for a protein of 325 amino acids. The record is from RefSeq and is a predicted model, not a curated record. The transcript has 9 exons. NCBI's taxonomy places the organism in Eukaryota, Fungi, Ascomycota, Eurotiomycetes, Eurotiales, Aspergillaceae.